Phytophthora sojae is the source of this 159-nucleotide messenger RNA. RefSeq lists its product as hypothetical. The record is from RefSeq and is a predicted model, not a curated record. Lineage: Eukaryota; Oomycota; Peronosporomycetes; Peronosporales; Peronosporaceae. Gene Ontology annotation, molecular function: protein dimerization activity. The transcript has a single exon. The annotation marks the transcript as partial.
GAGUUUUGGAGCGACGUACACGGCUUCCCGUUGUUGCAAAACAUCGCGACGACGGUUUUCGCCUCUGCCUGUUCCAGUGCAGCCGCCGAAAGGAAUUUCUCGGCGCACAAGUUUGUGCACUCGCAACUUCGCAAUCGCUUGAAGGAAACAAACCUCUAG